GUGUACAGCUUCAUAUCAUGAAAUAGGUGAGAGAACUCCUAUCGCUAAGUGUGCUUGAUACAUAAUGUUUAUCGCUAAUCUGUUUUCACAAAUUGAUUCUACCCCUUGACUUCUACAUUUCAUCAAGUUUCAGGACCAAUCCAACCACUCCACAGUCCAAGAACGUAUCAUCUUCCCUUUCACCAUGUCGACCCCACCCUUCAUCUCCAGCGAGUUAUCUUCGAUACCGCCAGAUGAGACAUAUUUAUCAUCCUCGCCCUCUACCUCGUCUUCACCCUCAGGUUCGACUCCCCGACCAAAACGCCCUUCCCUAAGACGAUCCCCUACUAGAUAUCGGCAGAUUCGGCGUGUUGCAGGAAAAAAAAAACUUCAACCAUUUGAUAAAUUGCGCGAAACAUUGUAUCUGUGGCGAGAGCAGCGGUUCACGUUUAAAGAAUUCCUCCGCGCCUGGUUACUAUCGGAUAAGCACCAUGGUACCUUAGGGAGGUCUACAAGGGUUGGAAUAUUCCGUGAACUCUUAGAAGAGGAGGAAAUCCGUGAGGUUGUUGGGCAUCACCCUUCAAGCCGCCAUAAUUGGCAACCUCUCCUCAAAGAACUUGAUGGCUUGGCCGAAUACAAAUACUUUGAUACCUUCGAUCCUGAUACCGCCCACGAAUGGGAUAUCGACCUUGAAGAUGUCCGAAAAGUUAUCAAGACUGGGGCACCGGAAUGGUACCGCUGUUUAGAUCUAGUUCUUCGAAACUGUCGCAGUCAAGAACCAGAUCAAAGGGAGACUCUUUCAAAAGGGACAAUUGGGCAAAUGUACACGAUGACUGCAGUAGCAUGCCGGAGUCGUAAGCGGAACACAUCAAAUGUAUACGCUAAGCAGUUGGGGUUAUAUAUGAUCUCUAGUGGGACAAAGCGGCGGGUCGUGGAUACAGCUGCUGGUCUUGGGCUCACUGAGACAUACCAAAGUAUUAAUGAGGAGGUUUCAGGUAUGGCACUCAAGGCGAAGAACCGCCUCCCAAUGCUGGCCAAAAAGCCAAAGACAGUCCUUGUUUAUGAUAACUUCAACUUCAAAGAUACUGUGCGCGAGCAGACAAUUGGUUCAACCCAUAUUAUGCGGAAUCUGACAACAUGCCUGUUGGUUGAGAACCCAUAUUUGCCUGAUGAAGGUUUAUUCCAAUCAAGUUUCGAUCCUUCCCAACUUCUCUCUUUUAAAGACAUCUGUAAAGCCGAUGGCUUAAAGUAUGAUGAGAAAAAGCAGAGUAUAGACAUUCACUUAGUCUACGAGGCCCUACAACACGUUCAUUCUACAAGUAUUGACUUGGUUUUCCAAUCACAGCCGUCUGCUGUCCCUGCUUAUCCAGAGAUCAACCGUUUACAUGCGGGUGGGAAUGUAACAAACAUCCAUCAUCUUCGGGCUGCCCCUUUUGAUGAAGGAACAAUCCAAGGAACCUACGGAGUUCAUGAAGAUAUUUGGAUCCGACAGUUGGGUUUCCAAUCCCAGCCACCAAGCGAAGACUUCACAAACCGUCUCUGGUUGGUAUUUGGAGACCAGAAAACAGCCCAACAUAUCCGUACUCUAAAGGAGGCCCAGAAGAAUGCUAUUCUACCUUUUGACCGACGGAGAUGGAUGUUAGGUCCAUCUGGACUGUUCCAUGUCCUUAUGAAUCUCAUCCUAACGAUCGUCCGUAUCCAUUUUGAUACGGAGCCUUCACUACCGUCGGAUAAAGAGCCUUCACUACCAUCAGAUGCAACGCUUCUAUCGGAUAUCAUCUACUGGGAUCGAAAAGGAUAUACUCGAGAAUCCCCAAAGUUCUACAUGUUUGACCCCCUGCUCAAGCAAUCAUUUUAUGCUCGUGUCUUGAUGCUAUGGUAUCAUGUUCUUACGAGACGAGGACAUAUCCAAAAGGCAUUCCUUGAAGAUUCCAGUCCAAGUUCGAAACUGGAUCUAAUUAUCCAGAACCUGGAGCCAGAAGAACUUAUCUCUACAAUGAAAGAGGUCUGCACACUGGCAUUCUCUCUAGAGGCAUGGGACACGACACAAUAUGGACUUGAAUUUCGAAGUCUCUGCCGACUUGUCCAGUUGAUCAGCAUCUUCCUUUCUUUGCGUAAAGCAGUCAAGAAUGGCGACAUCGGCUGGAUUGACCGUUUAAUCGACCCACUUGCAGUUAUCUUCCACGCAACUGGACAGCACAAGUAUGGUGAUGAAAUGCUCCAUCUUCGUUGGAUAUUAUCUGAAUGCGUUUCAGAGAAGAUUCUCCGCGACGCAAUACUCUCAUCCAGUCUUGUGAAUUUACAUGGCAAACCAGGCCAGUUCAAGGGUAUUGACCUAGCCCUUGAACACGUUAAUUGCGCAUACAAGAUUGAUAUGAAGUUAUUGAAGAAUUCAACACAUAAUGCAGACAAAACCUUUGGUAGAGUCGCAUUAUUAAGUAAUGUCUUCUCCAAGAUUCGUGGGGCAUGGGAAAACUCAUUUGGGUUUACCCAAAGCGAUCGACACACAACCAAAGCCGAUCAACGGGAUAUCUUCAGUCGCGCCCUUCAACUAUAUCUACGCAGUCCUUUGCUCACUAUCCAACCUCGCGAUGCUGUUGGUUGGGACGCACCUGAUAUCUUCCGGAUUGGUGCUGAGGUCUUGGAACAAAAGGUCAAUUCCUUCAACAAUCGGAUACCAGUCCGCUCUAGUAUCAUCCCCCAGGCUGAUCCUUACCUUGACGAAGAGAUGGAUUUAAAUCCUCAUAACUCUGAGACUUCACCAGCAAUUACCUACACUGAGGCUUGUGAAGAUGGGCUUGUUGAGGAUUAUGAUAUUCUUUGACUACGUUAUCGCUCACUUCACCUAUAUCCCUCGAAGCCCUCUAUAUCGAAACUAUUCGUCUCCAAGGCCUAGUUUCGAACUGGUUUACUGAGCCCGUCGCUCAUUAACCAAUUCAUAGUUGAGACUAGGGUGCCUCGUGCUGCACAACCUGGGGGAUAUUGAGUAUGGAAUGGGGUCAAUGUGUAGAUAAAAGCC
Messenger RNA from Eremomyces bilateralis CBS 781.70, 2998 nucleotides. RefSeq lists its product as uncharacterized. The transcript has 2 exons. The record is from RefSeq and is a predicted model, not a curated record. The coding region runs from base 185 to 2803 and encodes 872 amino acids. Lineage: Eukaryota; Fungi; Ascomycota; Dothideomycetes; Eremomycetales; Eremomycetaceae.